GGACUGGCCCGCCCGGCCCGCCCGCGGCUUCGGGCCUGCGGAGCGCUGUGGAGCGUGGGGCUGAGCGCUCGGCGCGUGUCUGCUUCGUCCUCGUCGCCUUCGUCCUGUCGGCGAUAAAAGGCGGCGGUUCCCCGCGGCUCCUCCGCUCUCCGUUGCCGUUACUUUGUUACGUCCCCUCAGUAGUACCUCAAGGAGCCCUCCUGCCCUUCAGCUCGCUCAAAAUAGAGAAACUGCGGCGUGUGACUGAGCCCCGCUGUUCCCCGUGUUAAUUUAAUCUUUUCAUUCUUCCUGCUUGCGGUGAGGACACGUUCCCUCAGCAGGCGCGGGCUGCGUCUGAUGGCAAGGGCUGCCCAGAUUGCUGAGGUGUGCUGAGCUGCCCCGUGCUCAAGGACUGAGUGGAAGCAGUGAGGAGGUAUGGAGAACUUGGUGGCCAGCUCCACCCUCCCUCCGCUUUUUGCAGAUGAAGAUGGAUCUAAGGAAGGUAGUGAUGUUGCUGCAACUGGAUUAGCUCAUUCUGAGACUUCGUUCACUGGUGGAACUUCGCAGCCUGUGAAUAACCCGGAUUUGGUGGAGGAUUUGUCACAGGUUCAGCAGCUGCAAAAUGAGUCUACUAACACUGCUGAAAACACUGAGCAGAAGCCUGAGGAGGAGCAGCAAAGAACUAAAAGAGGAGGCUGGGCCAAAGGGAGAAAGAGGAAGAAACCUCUUAGGGACAGCAAUGCCCCCAAGUCCCCCCUCACAGGGUACGUGCGAUUCAUGAAUGAGCGCAGGGAGCAGCUCCGAGCGAAGAGGCCCGAAGUCCCUUUCCCAGAGAUCACCAGGAUGCUGGGCAACGAGUGGAGCAAACUUCCUCCUGAGGAGAAACGGCGAUACCUUGAUGAAGCAGAUAGAGAUAAGGAGCGUUACAUGCGAGAACUGGAGCAGUAUCAGAAGACUGAAGCCUACAAAGUCUUUAGCAGGAAAGCACAGGACAGACAAAAAGGCAAAUCACACCGACAAGAUGGAGCAAGGCAACCAGUCCAUGAUCAUGAGAAAGAAGCAGACACAAAAGAAAGAUCUGUUUUUGAUAUCCCAAUAUUCACAGAAGAAUUUCUGAAUCAUAGUAAAGCACGUGAAGCCGAGCUGCGACAGCUGCGUAAAUCCAACAUGGAGUUCGAGGAGAGGAAUGCUGCUCUGCAGAAACACGUUGAGAGCAUGCGUACAGCAGUGGAGAAACUGGAGGUGGAUGUAAUACAAGAGCGUAGCCGCAACACGGUGCUGCAGCAGCAUUUGGAGACCUUACGGCAAGCGCUCACAACCAGCUUUGCUGGAGUCCCACUACCAGGUAGUGGGGAAACACCCACGAUGGAAACUAUUGACUCCUACAUGAAUAGACUGCACGGCAUUAUUAUGGCUAACCCACAGGAGAACGAGAACCUCAUAGCCACAGUCCGGGAUGUGGUAAACAGACUUGAACGCUAGUGACCAGGUCUCGUGAUCCGGGGAUACUUGACAAAAUUUCUUUGGCCAGUGUGGAAUAUGAAGCCAUGAGGGAAAGACUAGGGGUGGGAGGCAGAACUGCAGGUUUGUCCUGGUCCCUGCCUUUGUGGUUUGUCAGUGGGACAAACAGAUGCAUUAAAAGGUCUUAAGAAGCCACGGAUAUCACCCACUAAACAUUUUGGAACUGUCCUCUAUGUAAACCCUUAAAUGCAUGCAACUUCUGUGCAAUCUUCAGUUUCGUAUUAAUUCUGCUAGAUGUGAGGGUGCAUAUGUUCUGUGGAAUUGCUGACUAUGGAGAUGAAACCUCUGUGAAAUGAAGUCAGCUUGUGUGUUGUAGUAAUAACUUGUGUUAUACUGCUUCAUGUCUUCUAGUGUCUUUCAGUUUGUUUUCAUGUUUAUCUUGCGAAAUUACCUUCCUCCAUUUUAGUUUUCUUUUCAUCUUUUUAUCUGAUCCUUUCAGUACUGGAUAGCAGCGCUUGUGUUCUUCACUACAGUGGGCAGUCUUCCUUGGUGCACUGGCUUGUCUUCUCCUGCCUGUCAUGUUUGCAUAAGCUAAUCUUCAGCAGAACUCUGUUUUCUGUGUUAGCCUGCAACUUCAACAGUAUGAGUUUGCUUGAGACUGGCUGCGAUUGGUAUUUUGUGACUUGAUUCUACCAGGAGAGGGACUUCUUCCUUUCCCUGCAGCACCUGCCUUGCACACAGCAACCUGCCCUUCUGCGCAGACCUGCUGUAAUCUCUUGAAAACAUUUGGGAGGAAUGCUUUACUGCAACACAGAUCAGAGAUAGUCAAGGUAGAAAGUGAAAUGUUAGCUUUUCACAAUUGGCUGGGAAAAUAGAAAUCUCCAUUUUAGGCUGCCAUAAAACACAGUUUGCCUUUCCUCUGCUACGUUGCUCGCUCUAAUUUAGUUGUCUGCUUACUUUCGAAGAGAAUGAUCCCACAGUGAGGGUAGUAUUCUAUAUAAAGAUAAAUGGGCAGGGGAAUUGUGUUUUCUUCUGCCCUUCUGAAAUUGGUGCUGGAAAGCAGUGUGCCUGGAAGCAGCACAUGUAUUUUUGCAUGAAUUAUUAUUGCAGAGAAGGUUAUUGGCAGCUGGUAUUCUACGUUACAGCACAUAAGUGCUUUUUGACUUUUGUAAAGUAAGUCUGUGCAGUCUGUGAAGCCUAUAUCAUUCAGCAUAUAUUAUGUUCCUGUGUGACCUAAGCGACCUUUUAUUUGCAUAAGGUAGAACUUGGCACACUAGAGACUAAUUUUUCUGAGCUACAGCUGCACCUCUUGUCCAAGAUGGCACCUACUGUCUGCACUAACUUAUGCAAUUCGUUUGCUGUCCUUUGAUUCCUGUCAUAUUUUGAAUUCAGACUGUGGUUAAGCACCUGUUGGACAUAUGUGAACUUAAUGGUAAUGAUGGAAAUGUGCUUUCUUCCACGUGACAAUCUUGCUCCUCCUUCAGAAAUCUUUCAGGUUUUCUGUGUUAUGAAUUAGAGAUUGCUUUUGUUACUUGAGUGCAUUGCAGUUGGGAUUGCUUUCGUGUAUGUAUAAGGCAAGUAUUUGAAGAUUAAACAGCAGUUUCUUUUUUCCCACGUGACGUACACAGACUUCAUGCUUGCCUGAAGCCAUCUCCAGGUCAUCAUCUUGUAUGUCAGGUCUCCGCUUUCUCAUGGACUUCCUGCUGUAGCCAAGCAGCAAGGAUUCUCGUAUGUAUUUCAAGUCUUCCCUUAUGGAGGAAACUCCUUUCUCUUGUCUUCAAGCUCACUAUCAAGACUUCAUGAAAAAGAACCUUGAUUUGCUGAAUUGACCUCCAUUAUUUUCUGUAAUGGAUGAGACCAACUGAUAUUGACAUGAAAUUUUUAGUGGACUCUAUGACAAAUGUUGCAUGGGGAAGAAAUCCUAUGGAUUGAUGUCUUCAGAAGACACUCAUACCUUCCUCUCCUUUGCAUGUCCGGAUUUGUAGCAUUAGUGAUGUUCUGCUUGGAUUUAAUUGUGGCCAAAAUGGACUGCAUAGCAAAAAGUCGAUUCAUGAAAUUCUAAAGUUGUCUGUGGCAUCUGACCUGAUAUAUCCCAUAAAGAUUCCUGAAAUUGUUCUGUAGUGUGAUAGAAGGAUGCACUUCCAGCCUAUGAAUGUCACAUUCCAUAAAUAAGGUAUGGGUGGCUGCAGGCUGCCCUGCUUACAUAAGUUCAAUACAACCAUCAGUUUGUGGCAUACUGCUAAUACAUCAUUCUGUUGAGUAGCAUGUAAGCAAUCCAGGAUAGGAGAUUAAAAAUUAGAUUUUUUUACUGGAAGUUGACAAACUGAUUUUCCCACAAGGAAGGAGGGGCAGUGUUAUACCCAUCUGUGGAAAAAGUAAUUUCUUGCUUACCACUGAUACACCAAUUAAUGUUUUGUCUCAUUAAGAUGCUUCUUAUUUACCCCGAUCAACCUUGUAAAAAUGGAUUUUGUCUUUCCAGUGUUUCUGAAUGUCACUUCAGUUUACAUUUUUCAGUGUUUGCUGAUGUGGAAAACAAAUGAAAGUGUUGGUGUCAAGGACAGGAGCAGGAUAAAAUGUUUUCAUCACUUGAAGAAAUAUUAAGAGAAAUAUGUGAAAACAAUUAAAUUACUUGGAUUAACGUGUUUGGAAUUGUUGAGAUGCCAAUUUUUUCUGUAAAAUGCUUUUGUAAUUAAACUUUUGGAGUCCUGUUAUUUUUAAGAAGUUGAUGUGCUUGUUUGACAGUUGCCUCAUUAAAAUCCAUUCUGAUUCAAUUUUAACUGCUUUUCUGUGAAAGAACUAUUAGGAUUGCUUUUUUUUGUAUGCAAAACUGUCAACUCUGUGUUAAUCUUUGAGAGGAAGUAAUGUUAGGGAUGUUCCUUCCCUCUUUUCUUCCCAAAUGUAUCCCCCUCUGAAACAAGGACAGGAGCUGGUUGUUUGUAGUGAUGGGAACUUUGGUGAUUGUGUACAAAUAAACAUCAGGGUACUUCCUGUCAGCUUUCGCCCCCAACUUGAGCAACUUAAAAACUGUCAUCCCUUUUUUGACAUCCUUGUCCUCCUUUGACCUCCCUAAUUUUUCACCACUGGAUUUGUUUUCUCUUCCUUUAAGAACCUUCUGCACCAUACAAGUCACCUCCCAGCUGAUUUUCUUUUCCCCUGCUAGAUUUUGUCACAGAGCCAAACUGUAGCCUUGUGCAGACAAUUGUGAGAACAGCCCUGAGCACACAUCCUUGUGGGAGGAGUUCAGAUGAUUUCUGCCUGCACUGCUGCACCUUCUGAGGUUGCAGUAGUGUAAGCAACCGUGUCUUUGUGCUGCUUCUGUGGUCACAUCAUGUUAUUUCUACUGACCAAUGAAUGCCUGGUAUGUCUGCAUGCCAGCAUGCUUGAUUUGAGUGAAACUUCUGCUUUGUUAGAACUGACAAACAGCAUAUUUAGGUUUACCUUUUUUGGAGACAUUGUAAAACACAAAUUCUGAAAUUAUAAACAUAGCAAAACUUGAAAAAAGAUCUAGUUCCUUUCUAAGCUUUGCUGCUGUAUGUGGCAUUGGGAGCAGAUGGUAGCCAAUCAUGUUCAAUUUAUGACAAGAUGGUCCUCAUAUAGUCUUAAUUUAAGACAAGACAACAUUCCUACUGUUUUUCUUCUGUUUGUAAUUCCUCUUUACUCUGUUGUCUUUCAAGUGACUCGUAGCUAAUAAUCAUGUAAGGGAAGUGAUGUGGAUUUGAGAGCUUUGAGUUCUUUUAAGAGGAAAAAAUAACUCCCUUUUCCUCAGGCAUAUUCCAGCUAAUGAUGGAUUUUGAGGUUGAAAUGAGUUGGUUGCUUGUUUUGGUUGGUUGGGUGUUUUGGGAUGGGUUUUUUGUUUGUUUUUGUUUUUCAGUUGCUCCAGUUUAGUUGCAUCCUUCAGACCCAUCCUUCACUUCUCCCAUAGGGAAUUCUGCUCAUUAACAAGAAAUAGUUUUUGCUUGUUCUUACUCACUGCUUCUAUGAUUGACGUUUUUCUAGUGUUUAGAAUGUCUUGGUUAUAUGCAAGAUCUGUCAUCCUAAUUGCAAAAUCAGUGGACUCUGUAUUGUACCACACAUACCAUUGUAUGUGAAAAUCUAUCCACAUCCAUUGUGCAAUGCAAGGACCAAUGUUUCUAAAUCCGACGUAUGGGUUAUAAUAAUAAACCUACCAUUCUUAGGCUGUGGGCUUUUGAUUCUUAUCAUUUGAUGGGUAGGUGCUGAUGGUUCGUGUGUCUGAAGAUAAGAAACUGGCGUUUGGGAGAUUUAGACAAGUGAAGGCUUGAAGCUUAUGGCUAGCUGAGCAGCUGGGCUCUUACUGCUGUGAACUGAUAUAUGGAGACCAGUACAGUGCAAGUUUUUGAAUGUAUGCCAGGUUUUUGAACAACUGCACCAAAGUAAUGACAAGCUAAUGCAGCUAGUAUGUUUUCAAACACAUUUUUGGAUGGAAGCAGGAAGGAAAGGUGACUGUACAAAUCAGACUAGAUAUAUAAAACCAUGUAGCUUCAAACUCUAACCUGCAACUGAGUGAAAAAAAGUGUGAUUCUGAUGGCUUCUGUCACUGAACUAUGGCUAGUUUGCAGUCUUUGUUUCAAACUGUGCUGGGAGGGAUAUGGGCUGAAUAGUCUAUUCUGUCAUUUUUCAGCUUGGACUUAUGUUUUGCCCCGGUAUAAAGACAAAUGCAAUAUGGGUUUAUCAUGUUUGAGUCUAUUUGUAGCUACAGGACAGCAUCAGGCAACUCUAGUUGUAAAAAUCAGUGUUCAGUUUAGGCUAUGUAAACUUCAUUUGCAUAUGUAUCAUACAGAGUUAAACUUAAUGCUGAAAUGUAGUAAUUUCUGUUAAUUACUUAAUGAAGUGGUGAAAUAAUAUUUGAAAAUAUUUGAAGUAAUAUUCAUGGGGAAGUAGAGGAACACUGUAGAAGGGACUGUUUUUUCUAGUUGAGUAUGGCUUUAGGUCCUGAUCCUGAAGUGCUUAGGCAUGAGGUCAACUUUCUUCUUGUGCAUGGUUCCACUGAGUUGGCUGGGCUUACCCUCCUGAAAACAAUGACUCUCCAAAUUGCUUGGUAUGUCAUAGUUAUAGACUGGAACAGAAAGAAAAUUGAAAGCCUCUCAAAAUUUCUGUAAAGACUUAUUCAAUGAGAAAAAGUCUAAAAAAAUACUGAAAAUAGUGUUAAUUCAGUAAUAGAAUUUGAAGUUGUUGUACAUUGCUAACCAGGUGCGUUGUUGUAUUUAGAAUCUUCCUUCAUAGAAUCCUAGAAUGGCCUGGGUUGAAAAAGACCAUGAUGAUCAUCUGGU
Molecule: messenger RNA, 6728 nt
Organism: Phasianus colchicus (ring-necked pheasant)
Lineage: Eukaryota; Metazoa; Chordata; Aves; Galliformes; Phasianidae
Gene: HMG20A
Product: high mobility group 20A
Biological process (GO): regulation of gene expression
Cellular component (GO): nucleus
Source: RefSeq, a predicted model, not a curated record